AUGAAGGAGCAUAGAACCGUCACGGUGAGCUGUGGGAAGCUGUAUGCCCCAGCUUCCGCGGUGCCGGCCGGUAACGCUGCGGUGGAUGUGAGCAAUGUCCUGGAGGGAAGUCUCGUAGCCACCACAGAGGCCCACGAGGUCUCUGGACGGGUGCGAGGCGCUGACACGGGCGAGAAGCGGUUCAAUUGCUCUCUUUGUGGGAAGGCAUUUGCAGAUUCAUCAAAUCGUAACCGUCACCAGAAAACACACACGGGCGAAAAGCCAUUCAAUUGCUCUGUUUGUGAGAAGUCAUUUUCACAGAAAUCAAAUCUUCACACUCACCAAAACAACUCGGGUGAGAAGCCAUUCGAUUGCUCUGUGUGUGGGAAGGCAUUUUCUGAAACAAAUCUUCACACUCACCAGAAAACACACUCAGGUGAGAAGCCAUUCAGUUGCUCUGUGUGUGGGAAGGCAUUUUCACAGAAAUCAACUCUUCACAGUCACCAAAAAACACACACGGGUGAGAAGCCAUUCCAUUGCGCUGUGUGUGGGAAGUCAUUUUCACAGAAAUCAAAUCUUCACACUCACCAGAAAACACACACGGGUGAGAAGCCAUUCAAUUGUUCUGUGUGUGGGAAGGCAUUUUCACAGAAAUCAACUCUUAACAAUCACCAGAAAACACACACGGACGAGAAGCUAUUCAAUUGUUCUCCGUUGGAGAGGACACGGUCAUCACCCCGAAACAAGCAUGAGAAGAUCAGCAAAAAUAGGGAAUUCCAGAAGUAUUCACUGAUUUCAGAAUGA
Molecule: messenger RNA, 783 nt
Organism: Callorhinchus milii (elephant shark)
Lineage: Eukaryota; Metazoa; Chordata; Chondrichthyes; Chimaeriformes; Callorhinchidae
Product: gastrula zinc finger protein XlCGF7.1-like
Biological process (GO): regulation of transcription by RNA polymerase II
Cellular component (GO): nucleus
Molecular function (GO): DNA-binding transcription factor activity, RNA polymerase II-specific; RNA polymerase II transcription regulatory region sequence-specific DNA binding
Source: RefSeq, a predicted model, not a curated record